AUGGCCUUUCUUGGUGCACUGUUAAUGCUGCUGCCUGUUGCAUGGACCUGUCCUCCCCAAAAAGCAGACUACGUUAUGGUGUCAUGUUUCCCCAACGCCAUCAUUGCCAAUGUCCCAGAGUGUCCUUACGGCUGGGAGAUCGACCAGUUAUCUCUGGGUGGUGUCUGUUACUCUGGAAUACACAGCCCGGGCUACUACCGCUUCAUCAUCCCAGACCUGACACCUAAAAACCACUCGUACUGCGGCACGCAGUCUGAGUACAUGCCCGGCAAAGACCCCAAGUACGUCUUCUAUAACUCCAUUGUGUCCAACGAUACUUCGCUGACAGUCAGAAACCAGCCGGUCAACUACACCUUCAGCUGCAUGUACCGAGCAGCCUACCUGGUAAAUAACGCGGUCUUCAGCCAAAGAGUGGCUACAGUUUAUGUCAACAACGGGAGUUUAGGCACUUUUAGAUCACAGUUGUCUAUGAACGUGUUCACGAAUUCAAAGUUCCUGUAUGCCAAGGAUGCUCCCUAUGUGAUCGACACUUCUGAGAUCGGCUCUGAAGUUUUUAUUGGGAUCGAGGCAAAAGGACUAAGUAACAGAUUCAAAGUUGUGAUAAACAACUGCUGGGCCACACCUACACCUUACUCAACAGACAGGAAGAGGUGGAGUCUCAUCAUUAACAGCUGCUCCUCUGACAGCACUGUGACUAUUUUUGAGAACGCCAAAGACAGCCGCUCCACGUUUAAGUUCAACUCCUUCCGCUUCCAGCGGCUGGAGAAGGUGUCCACCGUCUGGCUUCACUGUGAGGUCCAGGUUUGUGACGGAGAGAGGCUUGUCUGUCAGCCAAGCCCCUGCUCUGUGAGAAGUCUGACAUCUGAGGUGGAUCCGAGUGGGGGAGUCCUUACCACUGAGUUUCACUUUAAAGGUAAAGGAUCUUCCAAUAAUGGACACAUCACAGGCACCUCACUGUUCAUCCUGCUGGUGGUCCUGAUAAACACGUGUUGUGAUUUAGUAAACGGAUCAAAAAUGUAG
This is a messenger RNA of Toxotes jaculatrix (banded archerfish), 1020 nucleotides long. RefSeq names its product tectorin beta (gene tectb). The record is from RefSeq and is a predicted model, not a curated record. The transcript is spliced from 10 exons. Lineage: Eukaryota; Metazoa; Chordata; Actinopteri; Toxotidae. The coding region runs from base 1 to 1020 and encodes 339 amino acids. Gene Ontology annotation, cellular component: cell surface.